AUGGCUCAUGCUGAAGCCAGAAAGACAAUUUACAGCAGGGAAGAACUGCUCAAUGUCCAUCGCCUCAGCUCAUUCUUCUUGCACAAGCAGGAGAACCAGGGCUAUGAUAAGGCGAAUUUAGUGAAGUGGACAAAGGAACUCAAUAUCUUCUCCAAGGACAUGAUCCUUAUUCCUGUCAACCGCCAAAAUCAACACUGGACUGCUGCCGCUAUCAACUUCCGCCGCAGACAGAUUGAGUUGUAUGAUAGCAUGGGUACCCCCAGGCCAAACAUCUUCAAGAUGGGUCAUGUGUUCCAGGCGCUCGACACAGGCACUGGCGGAGCCGGGGCCCAACAUUGA
Fomitopsis serialis is the source of this 339-nucleotide messenger RNA. RefSeq lists its product as uncharacterized. Gene Ontology annotation, molecular function: deSUMOylase activity. The coding region runs from base 1 to 339 and encodes 112 amino acids. Gene Ontology annotation, biological process: protein desumoylation. NCBI's taxonomy places the organism in Eukaryota, Fungi, Basidiomycota, Agaricomycetes, Polyporales, Fomitopsidaceae. Gene Ontology annotation, cellular component: nucleus. The record is from RefSeq and is a predicted model, not a curated record. The transcript is spliced from 3 exons.